AUGUCAUUCAACCACCUAUCUUUUAUGGAGUCGCAGCCAACAAACCUGCGGCGACACGAUGAUCCGCUAUAUACUGACGAUCCUGAAUUCCAGAAGUUGUCGCAAGAACUAAUGUCAAAACUGUUUACCCUAACUGGAAAUAUCGCGAGACUCAGUAAUGAAAUAGCCUUGCUUGGAACCAAGCGAGAUACAGAACGCGUACGCGAGGCAGUGCAUAACCUCCUUGAGAAAUCUACGGAAGAUUUUAAAGAGGUCGGGGAAGGUGUCAAGAAAAUACAAUCAUGGGAAGACUUGAGCCCAUCUCAAAAAUACACACAACAAAAAGUAGCAAGAGAAUUCCAAAACAAUCUUUCAGAAUUUCAAUCAGUUCAGCGUCAAGCACUUGAGAAACAGCGCACUCAGGCCUCUGUUGCUCGCACAGCGUUAGAACAGCAAUCUCUUACAGAGAAUUCUGAGACACUAGAUAGACAAGACCAGCAACAACAAAAUGAAUUAUUACAACAGCCGAGAGAGGAACUACGAUUGGCUUCGCAGGACGAAGUUGAUUUUCAAGAUUCACUCAUAGUGGAACGUGAGACGGAGAUACGAAAUAUUGAACAAGGAGUUGCCGAGUUAAAUGAACUCUUUCGCGAUGUGGCACUUAUUGUUAAUGAGCAAGGAGAUAUGCUAGACACUAUUCAUGACAAUGUUGAAAACGCGCGGACUGACACACGGGGAGCUGAUCUUGAAUUAAGAAGUGCAGCCAGAUACCAAAAGCGGGCUCGCUCCAAAGCAUGCUGUUUACUUUUGAUACUUUCAGUUAUUCUCACAGUCAUAAUACUGGCGGCAACACUAGGAUGA
Blumeria graminis f. sp. triticale is the source of this 840-nucleotide messenger RNA. Lineage: Eukaryota; Fungi; Ascomycota; Leotiomycetes; Helotiales; Erysiphaceae. The record is from the annotation of a GenBank genome assembly.